AUGACGUCUUUAUUCACGAUGUUCAGAAAAGGAAAUUUAACAUAUAGAGCAUGGCUACCAUAUGACUAUUAUUCGUCUAACAUCAUAUUUUGUCUUACAUAUGCUCAUCAACUUAUUAGUCUGACGGCUGGAUCGCUCGUUAAUGUCGCCUGUGAUAGUCUCAUUUGCGGAUUGUUGAUGCACAUUUGUUGCCAAAUAGAGAUCUUAGAAUGCCGACUGAGCAAAGUAUCGAAUGAUGACGGUACUCUUCGCGACUGUGUACGUCACCACGACAGUAUAUUGCAGUAUGCACUCAAAUUAAACAAUAAAUUUAGAAUGACUAUUGCUAUGCAAUUUGUAGUGAGUACAUUGGUGGUAUGUUCCAAUUUAUACCAAAUGACUAAAUCAACGAGUUUAAAUGCGAGCUAUCUUCCUUUAAUAUUAUACAUGUCCUGUAUGUUGACACAAAUUUUCAUCUAUUGUUGGUACGGAAACGAAGUAAAAUUAAAGAGCAUUCAACUGCUCGACAACGUUUUCGCGAUGGAUUGGAUGACGAUGAAUAGAAACCUGAAAAGAAAUUUAUUAAUAAUUAUGAGUCGUGCAGCAAUACCAAUAGAAUUUACCAGCGCUUACGUACUAUCUAUGAAUCUCGAUUCUUUUGUUGGGUUACUUAAAACAUCAUAUUCUGCUUAUAAUAUAUUAAAACAAGUAUAAGUAAAGUAAAAGUAAAAG
This is a messenger RNA of Acromyrmex echinatior (Panamanian leafcutter ant), 711 nucleotides long. RefSeq names its product odorant receptor 46a-like. Gene Ontology annotation, biological process: sensory perception of smell; detection of chemical stimulus involved in sensory perception of smell. The record is from RefSeq and is a predicted model, not a curated record. Gene Ontology annotation, molecular function: olfactory receptor activity; odorant binding. Gene Ontology annotation, cellular component: plasma membrane. Lineage: Eukaryota; Metazoa; Arthropoda; Insecta; Hymenoptera; Formicidae.